Dissoconium aciculare CBS 342.82 is the source of this 1320-nucleotide messenger RNA. RefSeq lists its product as uncharacterized. The transcript has a single exon. Bases 141 to 824 code for a protein of 227 amino acids. The record is from RefSeq and is a predicted model, not a curated record. Lineage: Eukaryota; Fungi; Ascomycota; Dothideomycetes; Mycosphaerellales; Dissoconiaceae.
GAACAAGAAGACGUGAACUCUACGCCCGGGCCCUCUGAAUGAUAGCCUUCGCACAUCGCUCCCUUCUCCACCAUCCGCCCAUCACCACCGCCGAACAUUAAAUUCAUCUCGUCGCAUGUACAGUACCACGAGUUCCUCUCAUGUUCGUCGUCUUGCAAGUCAGGCCACCCAUCACUAGCCGGGUCAUCGGGAACGUUGGGAGGCUGUGUGCAUAUGGCCGCCGCAUGGACGAACGCUACGGGACCCUCACGACGAAACCUGCGCCGCAGACCAGCAGGCCCCUCGGGCAACUUCACUCAGUUUGCUUCACCAUGUCUACCGAUUGCAGACGGUGUUUAUGUAUCCGAGUCGUGUCCAACAGCACGCAUGGCAUUUGCAGUAGAUCAUUGGUCGCUUCCAUGGUGCAUGUAUCGCGGUACGGUUGCUUCUCGAGGUAUCGAGGAUGGAAGCUGCUGCUGCGGACGAAGGAUUGCCCCAUCGUUGCUUGUUGUCGCUCGUGCGCCGCAGCCUGCCUGAGUACAUCGCGUUGUUCCUUGACUCCCACCAUCUCGUCGUGCGCUCCAAUGGGCAUCGGUCUGACCCUCUUUGAACGCCUCGGAGAGUGUCACAUCGCGAUCGAUCAUGAGCAGGGUACGACGGCUCCACGAAAGGAGCUGGAUGUCAUCUGUGUGCCUCCUGACACUCUACGGUUGAAAGGCAGCCGCCGAUUCGACGUUCCUGCAGCAGUCCAGGCAGUCCAGGCAUACGCAACGCACUCUCACCAAGGCAUAGCAUACACGAUCCCGUGCAAUCCCACGCUCACUGUCGUGGUCAUGAGAGAGUGAGCGGUACGAUGAUGAUGCCGAAGACGAUAGUAUGAUACCAAAACAGGCCGGGGUCCAAAAUACGCCCAGGUGAUGCUGAUGAUGAUGAUGAUGAUGUUUUUCUUAUCGAUAGCGUGCGGGCGGCCGACAUAUUCCAAGGCUGUAAUCAGUGGGGCUUUGGUGUCUCCCGCCCAGUUUCGGUGGGGAAAACAACCCUCGAGCGCUGGAGGAAGUGCAAUCUGCCUCUCCCCACACCCCGCCGCGCCCACAACGUCAUCGCUCAUACGACACCCAAACAAACGAACUGCCGAUGGUAUGCGAUGACACAACACGGGAGGGAGAGGGAGUCUUCUUAUCAUUGUAGUUAACAACGCAACACCCAAUCUCUCACUCUCUUCUUUUCACAUCAUAAGCCUCCCUCUGUUAAAAAAAGACUUCGAAAAUCUUAGAAACUCCAAUCGAAAGACCCCUCACCACUCCCAUCACCGCAAACAUGCCUCACACCAUCAACGUUCGU